Stereum hirsutum FP-91666 SS1 is the source of this 1690-nucleotide messenger RNA. RefSeq lists its product as uncharacterized. The record is from RefSeq and is a predicted model, not a curated record. Bases 200 to 1690 code for a protein of 496 amino acids. The transcript is spliced from 3 exons. NCBI's taxonomy places the organism in Eukaryota, Fungi, Basidiomycota, Agaricomycetes, Russulales, Stereaceae.
GGCAGUGCGACGACGCCCUGGACGCGUUGAAAUCGUAUCUACAACUGUGAAGUUAAAGCAGUCUAAUAGCUAUCUCGAAUGAGGACUGACUCGGAACAGAGACGUUUGAACUAGCUUCUUACUGGGUAUCUCGAUACAGACGAUAGCCUAGCCAUUGCUUUCCAGCGCCGUACGAGCACGCGGAGAAUCAGCGGACACCAUGGACACCACCCGUGUCUUCCCGCUUGAAGUGAUGACGAAAAUCUUCUGCGAAUCGCACGCCGAUGUCGUCUCCCGCCCUCUUGGUAGCGAUUACUCGCCACAGGUCAUCCUCAACGAGGCACCCCUAUCGCUCAUCCGCGUGUCCAGACGUUGGAGGGCAAUCGCUUUGGACAGUCCACAAGUCUGGACGACUCUAUCCCUUCCAGCGUUCCCUGACAUCUCUUACACGGAUCUUCGCAUAGAAGAGUCUCUCAAAGCUGUCCAAUCAUGGCUCGCGCGAUCCCGCUCGCUUCCUCUAUCUUUUGGCGUAUCCGUGACCCGGUUACCAUACGAAUACGACGUAGAUUUUGAUCUAUAUCUGGCUCGCUACCUGAGCAUGCUCUUUGGGGAAUGUCAUCGGUGGAAGGAAGUCAACAUAACCUUCCACUCAUACUCUGACAUAGAAAGCGUUCUCCGCCCUCUCUUACCCUCCAGUUCUCCGAACCUGGCACCUCUACUCGAGCGAUUCGUGGUCUAUUCCAGUGGAACAUACAACGAAUCUAUCAUGACGCUGUUCAAAGACGCUCCCCUACUCCAAAAUGUUAAACUUUAUCAUCCCAAUCUUACGAAAUGGUCCUUGCCGUGGUCGCAACUGACGCGAAUUGAUGUCACGAACAGUCGGUUGACAUGGAACAGCCACAAUUCCAUUCCCACAGACGAGUUUAUGGCCAUGUUGGGAAAAUGCAACAAGGUUGAGGAUCUCCGAUUUUCCGUGGCCACCGAUAUAGAUUUUGAAAGUCUAAACGCCAUCAAACCUAUCGCACUUCCUGCACUUCACCGGCUUCACGCUAGCCUUAACGAUCCGACAGCCCGGUUUACCUGUGCUUUCUUGGGCUCCGUCCAUGCCCCGAACUUACAGUCAAUGCACGUCGCAUCGAGCGAUGUUUUCGACCGCAGUCAAGACUAUCGUAGGACGGAAGCAGAUCGGUCGACGGCGGAGCUGCUGUCUGCAUUCCGCUGUUUCCUGACGCAUUGCAAGCAUUCACUUCAAAAAUUCAAGUUGUUAGGAAAGGGGGACGACCAGGGCCUGCCAUCUAUCUUGUCCAAUAUGCCGAAUCUAUCCUCUCUCACCCUGUCGAUGGAAACAGUUACCGUCCCUCUUCUUCGUUCCCUCACCCUUCGCUUCGUUUCCGACGGAACCGGAUUGCUCGACUGUGGCCAUGCACCCCAUCUCACUCACAUCGAAUUCAUUGGCGAUUAUUUCCCCGGUGAAAAGACGUGGCAGUCGCCAGCUUCCGAUCCUUCGGCACACGAGAUAUACAACAUUUUCACGAAUAUGGUGGAAUCAAGGCGCAGGAUUCCCGAAACGGCAUUGAAGACGGGAGAGGUCGAUAGGCUUAGAGAGGUGAGGGUACAGAAGGGUAUUUGGGCUAGGAUGGCGAAGUUAUAUCGAGAGAGUUAUGCACGGUUCGAGAUUAUGUCCGACGAGGGGUUGAAAAUUGCUGUGUAG